Molecule: messenger RNA, 1932 nt
Organism: Podospora anserina S mat+
Lineage: Eukaryota; Fungi; Ascomycota; Sordariomycetes; Sordariales; Podosporaceae
Exons: 4
Coding region: 1-1932 (643 amino acids)
Source: RefSeq, a predicted model, not a curated record
AUGGCUACCCCAGACGGGGACUUUGACGGCAAUGGCUUUGCCAACAAUCUCUUCACUGAUCUGGCACCACUUCUUACAUUGUUUGGAGAGCAAGUCACCAAGCAAUUUCUCUCCAUGAGUAUUGGUUGGGCCGACAGCGUGCUCCUGGCUAUGGGUCCACUUGGUAUUUUAACCAUCAUUGUCGGCGCUAUCCAGGUCGCUGGUGAUCAAGUACCGAUUUUGCACGCGUUAAUUGGAAGAGCUAGAGAAGACAGGGCCAGUGCCGAGGUAGAGCUCCUGUCGUCGACGUCCACCGAAGUGUGCGAACUCUGGACGGGCAGUCGCAUUGUGCGCAUCCGUGGUCAACCUAAAAUGUCCCUAACCUUUUUGAGGACAGACACAGGCGAAAUAUUUCCUAUCACCAGUGAAGAGGACGACGAGAUGUUCCAGAACCCGGAUGAUAUUGGCUUUUAUUCGCCACCUCUAGAGCCACCGCCGAAUCUCAGCCUCAACUGGGCUGCUGUGGGAACUGCACUCCAGACAGCAUCUGUGGUUCUCAGCGGUCUCGCUACAUACAAAUGGAAUUGGUCACAGGAUACGAAUCGCUCCUCAGAUUAUGGCUAUCCGUGUUACUUGGCAGGGACCAUGAUGUUGACUGUCGGGGUCGUGUUGUGUGGACAUCUGGUGGACUCAGUCAGCGAAGAACAAAGCUGGCUUUGUCCACCAGAAAUGCGACGAAACGUCCGCAUCUUUCGACUGCAGUUCGAGGCUACUGUAAAUGAUCAGCAUUUUGGGACUUAUGCCAUAUUCAAUCCCGAGGAUAAUCCUGACCUCCGUUCACCGUCCUACACAGGAACAAACGACUCAGCCAAGGCCUUAUUGAUUAUAGGGGUCUCUCUGGUCACCGUGGGCUUUGUGGUUCAGUUUGUGGGUCUAAGGGGGUUGCAUUGGUCGGCCGCAAUCAUCCAACUUGCCGUAACAUUACUUAUGACUACUGUCAGAGCAUAUAUCAGAAAAGACGUUGCCAAGGGACUUUCCUCCAUUCACUUCGAACGGUUAGAUGACUGCUGGACUUUCUUGAUCUUAGGUGUCACCAGUCAGAGCGAGUCUGAUGAACUCAAUGACAGCCAGGUGCAACAGCUGUAUGGUGAGCAAUGGGGUGUAAUUGCCGGCCUUGUCAACAAGGAGGAUAGAAACUCUCAAACUCCAUCCUACCUCGUCAACCCUCGAUACUAUGGCCCCCUUCUCCGCAGUAUAAAUAAUCCGCUCAGAGAUAACAACACAAUUUCGCCGGUUGCAUAUCAGCUUUCCAGCACUAUUUUUAGGGCGGUCAAAUACGAUAAUACAACGAGCCGCGGCACGAUUGUUGAUUUCCUAUUAAAUCUUUGGAUGGGAGCUCCAGCCUUGCGAGCACCUGAUACUCAACACAGGACAUUUGCUGAAGGUUUGACAAAGGCUUUUUGGCUAAUUAUCGACUUGCUAAACAUCGGGAGUCAACUGCCAUUGAGCAAUGUUAGAUGGAAGUCAAAGUCCCCCUUGCACAACUUCUUGUUUGGUGCUCAAAUUCAACUGUGGUGGAUGUUUGACUGUCAAUUGAACAGUCGCCCUCCCGUAUCUAAUGAAGAUCACCAGUGCCACCCAUCAAGGAUUAUAUUUCCUUGGCGAAGGAGGCGAGGUUGGUACGGAGAGAGCGUAGGUAUCGGAGAUGUGUUUGAAGCCCUCUUGGUAGUUUCCACCUACGUCAGAUGGGACAUCCAUCGUACGACAACAGACAAGCGCGUUAUAAGCAGCUCUACAAGAUACAGAACUGCUAGAAACGCCAGUAGCCUGCCCGAUUGGCUUGAUCAGGCAACGUUUCAGGCAUAUCCAAACACCGACAUAAACUGUACAUCUGAUGGCUACGCCAGGGAACCAUCAUGUUGGGGAAUGUUUUUAUCAUCGUAUGCGAGGUAA